UCGAAUUCAGUAUCAAACAAUAAAUAAAACCGCACGCAUAUAUUAUCAAGUUUACUAUUCUUGAAAUAAAUAUAAAGUUAUUGUGUUCGGCUGUUACUGUUAUCUUAAAGAAGCACAAGCAAAUAAAUUGUAACAGAAAUUUCACCAAAUUUGUUAAAUUCUAAAACCAAAGUUUUAUUAAAAACCUAAAAUGUAAACCUUUUUUCCAUUUGGAUACCCCAAACAAUGGACAGCUACAGAUUCGGCACUGUUGACUACAUCGUGCUCGUGGGCAUGACCAUAUUAUCCACCGGAACGGGACUCUAUUUUGGAGGCAUCAAGAAAACCAGCAAACAUAUAGAUGAUGUGGAACUGACUAAUAUCGCGAAAGGCAAGAGUCUUAAACAAAAUUUUGGGUCGGAUAAGAUAGACGAAUAUCUGAUGGGCUCCCGUAACAUGAAUGUGGUCCCCGUUUCCAUUAGUCUUAUAGGGAGCUUUGUAUCGGGCGUUACCAUAAUGGGCAUACCAUCAGAGAUCUAUCACUACGGCACACAGUACUUUCUUGUUAUCAUGCCAAUUAUUCUCCAGGGAAUUGCUAUAUCCUAUAUUUAUUUACCCGUGUACUCGGCUCUCAAGGUUCAUUCUGCAUACCAGUAUUUGGAGAUGCGUUUUAACUCGAGUGUAAGGACCAUAGCUUCCUUUAUGUUUAUUUUUAGUACCGUAUCCUAUAUGCCAUUCGUUAUAUAUGUUCCGGCGUUAGCUUUGAAUCAGGUUUCUGGUCUCAAUUCUCACCUGAUAGAAGUGUUAAUUGUGCUGGCGUGUGUUUCCUACACUCUAAUGGGCGGUCUUAAGGCUGUGGUCCACACAGAUGUUUGGCAAAUGGUAGUUAUGUUUUUUUCCGUUACCGCCGUUGCUGUUUUCGCCUUGUUAUAUUCCAAUGGCUUUGGUGCUCUGUUCGAGGAUGUGGAAAAGGGAGGACGCCUAAUAUUGGCCAACACGAAUGCCUCACCUUAUGUUCGCCAUACCCUUUGGAGCGUUCUCAUCGGGGGCUUCUCAUAUUGGACCUCUAUCAAUGUCACGAAUCAAGCGAUGGUUCAGCGUUAUAUGUCACUGCCUUCGCUGAAAAAAUCCCGAGAUUCCCUGUACCUUUUCACCGUUGGAAUAACUAUCUUCGUUGCUCUUUGUUGUUUUUUAGGAUUGCUGAUCUUUGAGAAGUACAAGGAUUGCGAUCCUCUAAGUGCAGGACUUAUCGCGCAUGACGAUCAACUCCUGCCCCUGUUUGUGGUCGAAACUGUGGGUCACAUCUAUGGAAUGCCCGGAUUGUUUAUUGCUGGGAUAUUUGGCGCUGGCCUAAGUACACUCUCUUCCUGUUUCAACACCGUUGCAUUGGUGUUUCUGGAAGAUAUAGUUCGGGGAUGCCUGAAGUUACAACCCAGCGAGAGAGUAUCCACCAUUCUGAUCAAGUCGAGCAUUGUCUUCCAAGGAGUUAUGGCAUUUCUCCUUGUAUUUCUGAUACGGGAGCUGAGAGGAGUCCUUAGUGUUUGCAAUUCAAUAGCGUCCAUCACAGCUGGUACUGCUUUGGGCAUAUUUACCCUAGGAAUGCUGGUUCCUUGGUCGAAUACUGUAGGCACGGCGACCGGAGGGAUCAUAAGUAUAAUUCUGGCAGCCUGGCUAUCCUUUGGAUCGCAAAUCGCUGCAGCACUUGGCCAAUUAAGCUCCCAAAUGCUUCCCGUGUCCGUAGAGGGAUGUUUAGGAAAUGUGACCACCCCACAAAAACACUGGGUGGAUCAAGAGGAAGUCUUUCCAUUGUACCGUCUAUCCUAUCACUGGAUAAAUCCCAUUGGAGUUGUCACUACCGUUGUGGUGGGAGCCCUGGUGUCCCUCGUGACUAAACCCACCGAUAUAAAGACUAUUAAUUCGAAACUGAUAUCGCCAGUGAUCCACAGAUUUCUUCCAAGAGAGUGCUUUAGGGAUCUGCAUUUCAAUGAGGAAAGCCUUAAAAAAGUCUUUAAGUAAACCUUCUAUAACACCCUUAUUAUUGGGGAAUUUGCUUGUUAUUUUAUUUCCUCUUUUAGUUCAAUGUUUGUUGUACAAAAACCACUACGUGUAUUUUAUUUAAGAGUUUCAUGUAAUUUUAUAAUAAAUAAAUGCUUAUAUUUUAA
Messenger RNA from Drosophila rhopaloa, 2141 nucleotides. Its product is annotated as sodium-coupled monocarboxylate transporter 2. Bases 226 to 1995 code for a protein of 589 amino acids. Gene Ontology annotation, cellular component: membrane. The transcript has 10 exons. Lineage: Eukaryota; Metazoa; Arthropoda; Insecta; Diptera; Drosophilidae. The record is from RefSeq and is a predicted model, not a curated record. Gene Ontology annotation, biological process: transmembrane transport; sodium ion transport. Gene Ontology annotation, molecular function: symporter activity.